This is a messenger RNA of Dendrobium catenatum, 558 nucleotides long. RefSeq lists its product as uncharacterized. The transcript has a single exon. The record is from RefSeq and is a predicted model, not a curated record. Bases 1 to 558 code for a protein of 185 amino acids. Lineage: Eukaryota; Viridiplantae; Streptophyta; Magnoliopsida; Asparagales; Orchidaceae.
AUGGUUGGGGGUGAUCGGCGGUCACCCCCUCGUCAUCCUCCGAGAAGCAGCGGUGGGAGGGAUAGUGGUGGUUCUGGUAGGGAGAGGAAAGGCAUCGAGGGAGGUAAAUUGGGAGCUGCUGUUCGUAGAGGAGUAGGUGGUAGAUCUGGAUCGAGAGAUGGUGGGAGGAUUAUUAUGGGGACUGAUGCUGGUAAUAGAGAAGGGAGCUAUGGUAAGAGGAGGCUCUCGUUUGGGAGUACUGGUGGACCGGUGCAUAUCGGAGCUGAGGGAAGCCGUUUGGUUCAGGAUCGGUCAUUUGAUGAUGUUCGGGGAGCUAGAUCUGGAGCUUCUGGACAAGGAACAGUUGCAUCAGGGAUAUCAGAUGUUGAGACGGUGAUUGUGGAAGAUGGAUCUGGAGCUUCCGAGCUGGAUGAUGUCAUGGAGGUUAUUGGUGGUAGUGUAGCGGAGGAGUUCUUAAAGGAGGUUAGCACUGCUUGUGUUGAUAUGGAGCAGGCUGAUUAUAAUCCAGGUAUUCAGGAGCGCUCGACGGAGGAAUUGCGGGAGUCCAAUGCUUGGUAA